GGGCGGGUUUUGGGUUUUUGGCUCGUUCGUUCUGGUUCGGAGUCAGCGUCAGCGACAGUGGCGGUUCUCAGUGUGCCGGGAAACGCGAACGCGAGUUCGUGUAAUUAUCGAGAAGACCCACUUCCCCCUCUCUUUUCUCUUGUUCCCAAAUUAUUUUCUCGGGAAAGGGAAAGAAAAGAAAAGGGAAAGGAAAAGGAAAAGGAGCUGGUCGUCGGUCGAGGGAUUGGAGGGAUUUGGAGAGCGGGGGCGCGCGUCGGAUGAAAAGCACCGUCUUCCGAGGAGGAGAAGAAGGAGGAGGAGAAGGAGGAGAAGAAAGCAGACAGCCAUGAGUAAUAAGUCGCCGUUCAGGGAUUCUCUCAAAGCUCUCGAAGCUGAUAUUCAGCACGCCAACACUCUGGCCUUGGACUAUCCGAGGGAAAAUGGAGCGUACCUUCAGAUGAGAUUAUCUUUCAGUCCAGUUGCCCACUUAUUUCUUUUUCUUGUCCAGUGGACUGACUGUCACCUGGCUGGUGCACUUGGGCUGCUUAGAAUUCUUAUUUACACGAACUAUGCAGAUGGCAAGACCACUAUGUCUGUUUAUGAGAGGAAAGCAAGCAUUAGAGACUUUUAUGCAAUUAUAUUCCCUUCUCUGUUGCAACUUCAAAAAGGCAUCACAGAUUUGGAAGAGAGGAAGCAGAGAGAAGUUUGUUCUGACCGGUAUAGGAAGAAGAAAGAGUCACUUCGGGGGAAGUUCUCUGAACUUGACUUAGAAAGAGAAGAGGAGUGCGGGAUUUGCUUGGAGACGACCAGCAGGGUUAUAUUGCCUAACUGCUGUCAUUCUUUGUGUUUAAGGUGCUAUCAGAAUUGGCACGCACGAUCUCAGUCAUGUCCAUUCUGUAGGGAUAGUCUCAAAAGAACCAAAUCUGAAGACCUCUGGAUUUACACAGAAAAGCACGAUAUCGUUGAUUUGCCCACCAUUCAGAAGGAGAAUGCCAAGAGGCUGUUCAUGUACAUUGAUAAGUUGCCUCUGGUUGUUCCGGACACUGUCUUCGUUCCCCACGAUACUCAUUGUAGGUGAGUCGAUUGUCUACCAUACAGGCUUUUGAUGUACAGAGCUAGCUGAUAUUUAAGGAAAAUCUUUUGAAGUGCUGAAGUUAAUCUUUUUUCACUUCAAUGGGUGUUGACUCUUGCAAUCGCUGUAGUCUUCUGAAGCAUUGCAUCUUGUUCUGCCUCUCAGGUUACUCCAUUUACUUUUUUUUUUUUUUUGGGCUUCUGUUCCAUGGAAUCUAACAUGUCCAUAUUAGGAAACAUUGAAUUCAUGACGUUCACAGAAGUUGAAUGUGUACUGAGCUCA
Messenger RNA from Rhodamnia argentea, 1333 nucleotides. RefSeq names its product E3 ubiquitin-protein ligase AIRP2-like. The transcript is spliced from 5 exons. Gene Ontology annotation, molecular function: ubiquitin protein ligase activity. Bases 326 to 1057 code for a protein of 243 amino acids. The record is from RefSeq and is a predicted model, not a curated record. NCBI's taxonomy places the organism in Eukaryota, Viridiplantae, Streptophyta, Magnoliopsida, Myrtales, Myrtaceae. Gene Ontology annotation, biological process: protein ubiquitination.